UCCUCAGCCACAGACUCACUUGCAAUUAAGGUCUCUGCUACACCCAGAAGGUCUAUGGAAAUCUCUACUGGAACACUGGUAGCACUUCAUACAGGCCAGGAACCUCCUUCACAGCACUCUUCUCUGUACUCUUCUCAUAGCAAUAUACAACACUAGGCAGGUAGGAAAGACACCUAUUUUAUGUGGGCAUGAGAACCUGUCCAUACCAAUCACUGUAUAACAUACAGCUUUCCAUGCUUCCCAUAUGGCACACAUCACCAUAUUCCUAAACUGCACAGUAGGUACAAUAUUUGUCAUAAACUUGGCAGUCUUUUAAGGAGGGUGCCCAUAAGCAAAAUGUGAGUUCUUGUACAGUUCUAGUUUUGCCCUUCUUACAAGGACAUUAGGGAAAAUGUAUCACGCUAUCUUUUAGUAAGAUUAUCGUUGUUGCCCCAUGACUCAUAUUGCUCUGAUAAAAUUAAAGUUUAGCUAUGGGCAAAAAAGAUAAUCUCACUAUAAGGAAAAUUGAUGAAUCCCUCCAUUGUGCAUACAGCUGGACUUGAUUAGAUGCAGAAAAGGGCAACCAAGGAAUUAGCGAAUAUCAUAAGCAAGACAAAUGAUCAAACUUGAGGUUAUUUGGUUUACAACAAACGUCUUAGAGAGAGAUCUGAACAGAAUAUACAAAUAUAUUAGUGGACAUUACAGAAAUAUUUCUACACCUACACCUCUAACCAUCGAAUUAGGGCAGCCUAUAUGUCUAGAGGAAAGAUCGUAAAGAAGAAGAUUUCCCAUCAUCACAGACCGGGAUUCUUUACUAUAAGGGGCAACAAGGAAAGCACAAGCUGUCUAUAUGCAGUAAAAUAUGUUAUGCCAUUGGUGGUGCACCUUAUCAGAUUACCGGUUGUGCCCUGGGAUUUUUCCUGCAAAUCUACCUCCUGGAUGUAGUAAAGAUGCCUCCUUUUCAGGCCUCCAUCAUUCUUUUUAGCGGAAGGGUAUGGGAUGCUAUUACAGACCCACUGGUUGGAUUCUUUGUUAGUAAAAGCAGAUGGACAGGGUUUGGCCGAUUGAUGCCCUGGAUUAUACUGUCCACACCCUUUGCUGUGAUCUCUUACUUCCUCAUCUGGUUUGUGCCUGAUUUCACUAGUGGCCAAGUUCUGUAUUACCUAACCUUCUACUGCCUCUUCCAGACUCUUGUAACGUGUUUCCAUGUGCCUUAUUCAGCCCUUACAAUGUUUAUCAGUAAAGAGCAAAGUGACCGGGACUCUGCCACUGGAUACCGUAUGACUGUUGAGGUAUUGGGUACUGUCCUUGGCACAGCAAUUCAAGGACAGAUUGUGGGUAAGGUGGAAGAACCGUGCGUGUCUAACUCCUUCCAAAACCAGUCACUGGAAAGUGAGAACGGUUCUCAAGAUCUAGAGUCUCUUAUCAGUAUGAGACAAGCUUACAUGAUAGCUGCGGGAGUCAUCUGUGGCAUUUAUGUGCUAUGUGCCAUCAUCCUUUCAUUGGGAGUGCAUGAGAAGAGAGAGUCCGGUGAGCUUUUGUCUGACCAGCCCAUAUCCUUCUGGCAGGGCCUGAAACUAGUGAUGAGUCACGGGCCCUAUAUUAAACUUAUCACCGGCUUUCUUUUUACUUCAUUGGCUUUCAUGCUUGUGGAAGGAAACUUUGCCCUAUUUUUGAAAUAUACCCUAAAACACCGCAAGCACUUUCAGAAUAUCCUGCUUGUCAUAAUGGUUUCUGCUACAUUAACAGUGCCAUUCUGGCAGUGGUUCUUGACUCGGUUUGGAAAGAAAACUGCUGUCUAUUUUGGGAUAUCGUCUGUUGUCCCGUUCCUUAUUGUUUCCAGCGUGGUGCAGAUCAAUCUCAUCCUAACCUAUAUUGUUGCCAUAGCUGCUGGACUCAGUGUAGCAGCUGCAUUUCUCCUGCCAUGGUCCAUGCUUCCAGAUGUUAUUGAUGACUUUGUUUUGAAGAAUCCAGAUUCUCCUGGACAUGAAGCCAUUUUCUUUUCAUUUUAUGUUUUCUUUACCAAAUUUGCCUCCGGAGUAUCAUUGGGGAUUUCUACACUUAGCCUGGAUUUUGCAGGCUAUCAGACUGGCCACUGUGAUCAAAAAGAAUUUGUGAAUGUGACUCUGAAGUUGCUGGUGUGUGCUGUUCCCAUACUCAUGAUAUGUAUUGGGCUCCUACUCUUUAAACUGUAUCCUAUUGAUGAAGAAAAGAGGAAAGAGAACAAGAAAGCUCUACAGCUCCUCAGAGAAAAUGACCGGGACUCUGAUUCAGACUCCAUAGAGCUUGCAAGCAAUGUAUGACCCAGGCAGAAUACUUUGCUGAAGUUUACACACAGGAGCUCAAGAGACAUUCAGUUUACCCCUAUGGGGGUAGGUAUCAGCCCAUGAAUGACUUUUCUGCGCUGUGGAGAUGAGAACCAUGUCAUCUUUUGGGGGCAUGUCCCUGCUCCCUGGUGCUAUCUGUGCUUGGCACACACUGAAUGCUGCAAUCCUACUGAAAAUUGCACUAACAUAGGGUAAACUUUAUUAACUGUAAAUUUGCAGAAUGAUUUUGUAUAUAAGGACUUCAUCACCAUGUGGGGAACAGAAAAAGUAAUUAAUUAUUUCUAUUCUAUUGUAUUGUACAUUUGACCCCUAAGUUAUAAAAUCUCAGCAGGCAGUGGAUGCCUGCCAAACCUUGAGAUUCAGUAAUGUAUGUACAGAGAUUUGGGUGUUUGGUUCCUAAUAAAUGUAUAUAAUAUGUUAUGUGUGUCUGUUGCCGUGUAGAGAGAUGUAAGUAAUGUAUAUGCAACCAAAAUGUGCUGACCAAUAGACCUAAUGUGGCAUAUUUAUAAAGAUACCAGCAUCAUGCACAGUGACUUUUUUUUACAUGCUUGUCUUUAUGUAAUUGUGUCAAAAAUUGCCAAAAUUGUCAUUUGGACACAAAACUCAUUGAUCAUGAAUGGCCAAAUAGUGCCAAGUGUAAGGAUGUGCAUGUGUGUAUAUCUGUGAUGCAUAAAGUUUACUUUACUUUGGUACUUGAGUAGCAUAAAAAGCCCUAUGACCUUGUCUUUGUUAUGGAAUAUACUCUGUGAAUACUUAUCGCAAAAUAGAAUCCCAAAAAUGAAUGUGCACAUCAUACUGUACCUCCGGCUGCUAGUCUGCCUUAUUCAUGAAAAGUGGUGGCUGAUCCAACUUCCACUUAUAUAGGGAACCUUUACUCACCGAAGCCUUUAACAGUAUUCGCAGCAGUGGUAAUUCCUAAUAAAAGGGUUGGCUCAUUUAAGAGAUGUUCACCUAUGUGCAUGGGCAUCAGUCUUCUUGUCAUCCUUAUUAUAUUUUAUAGAGCCUGUCUCAGCUGAAAGUGGCUGUCAGAGGUAAUAUCUUAUUGGUUCUACUUGAAUUCUGUAAUUAGUAGUCCUGGCAGCCAAACUCCUAACAUUGUAAUCCAGGUUACAGAGUAAACUGCAUGUGUAUGUUGUAUAAUUUUGUUGGUUCUCUAAAGCUGUGUUUCCCAACCAGUGUGCCUCCAGCUGUGGCAAAACUACAACUCCCAGCAUGCCCGGACAGCCAAAGGCUGUCCGGGCAUGUUGGGAGUUGUAGUUUUGCCACAGCUGGAG
Messenger RNA from Hyla sarda, 3580 nucleotides. RefSeq names its product MFSD2 lysolipid transporter A, lysophospholipid (gene MFSD2A). Lineage: Eukaryota; Metazoa; Chordata; Amphibia; Anura; Hylidae. The coding region runs from base 930 to 2282 and encodes 450 amino acids. Gene Ontology annotation, molecular function: lysophospholipid:sodium symporter activity. Gene Ontology annotation, biological process: carbohydrate transport. The record is from RefSeq and is a predicted model, not a curated record. The transcript has 14 exons. Gene Ontology annotation, cellular component: membrane.